Gasterosteus aculeatus aculeatus (three-spined stickleback) is the source of this 2019-nucleotide messenger RNA. RefSeq names its product polymerase (RNA) III (DNA directed) polypeptide C (gene polr3c). Gene Ontology annotation, molecular function: single-stranded DNA binding. Gene Ontology annotation, biological process: DNA-templated transcription. NCBI's taxonomy places the organism in Eukaryota, Metazoa, Chordata, Actinopteri, Perciformes, Gasterosteidae. Gene Ontology annotation, cellular component: RNA polymerase III complex. The record is from RefSeq and is a predicted model, not a curated record.
GCCCGGCAUGCACCGCGGCACCGCCGAGCAAAUCCCAACCAGCGCAGCUGAAUAGCGGAAGUGCUGCUGUGUGUGUGUGUGUGUGUUUUCUACCACGGGGGGGGUUCUAACAGAAAGCCGCAUGUGUUCUAGUUGUGUUGUGGCGGCAGGCUUGACGCGACCAUUUGCCUUGUGUGCUGAAACGUGGCUGUAGGACCGGUUCGUGGAGCGCACGGAGAUGACGGCCCAGGAAGUGCGGCUGUGUGGUCUCCUGCUUCGGGAGCAUUUCGGAGAAGUUGUGGAGAAAGUGGGAACACACCUUCUCAGAGGUGGAGCACAGAACUUAAGGAUCAUCAUUCAUGAGACUGGCGUCCCUCUGGACCUGGUAAAGAAGUCCUUGUGUGUGCUCGUGCAGCAUGGAGCCUGUGUGUUCAGCUCGGGCCGCAAAGGAGCAGGAAGCCCCACGGAGUAUCGGACCAGCUGCGAUCGGAUUCUGAGAAUCCUGAGAUACCCGCGUUACAUCUACACCACCAAAACCCUGUACGGUGACACCGGAGAGCUAAUCAUAGAGGAGCUACUACAGCGAGGUCACAUGACCAUGAGCAGCACGGUUAAGACAGUCGCUGACCGCCUCACGCAGAACAUGGAGGAGGGUCUCUGCAUGGAUUACGGUGAAGUGUCUAAUGCCUUCUCCAAACUGGUGGAGACCCAUUUUCUUCAGCGCUGCCCCCCGAUGGUGGCGGCAGGAGCCGCAGCCAGUGCCGCUCCAGCCACCCCUGCAACCCCUGGUACUCCGGCUGCCCCUGUCAGCACUGCUCCGCCCUCACCAGAGAGCUUCCCCGACUGUUACAAGGUGCCACACAUGACACUUGUAGGACGAGGAAAACGACAACUCUGCAGUGAGGAUGGAGAGGACCAAAGGAAUGCGAAAAGGGCUAAAAUGGAUUCGCAGGCUCAUGGUGAUGAGGGGAUUUGCUGGCAGGUGAAUUUUGAGAGGUUCCAUCUCCACUUCAGAGACCAGGCCAUCAUCAGUGCUGUAGCCAACAAAUUGGAUCAGACGAGCAGUGAGAUAGUGAGGACUAUGCUGAGGAUGAGCGAGGUGACGACCUCGCCCACAGCCACCUGUACGAAGCCUCUCUCAGCCAAUGAGAUCUUUAGGUCCCUCCCACCCAGCUACAACAUAGCCAGACCCAUCGUAGACCAAUACCUCACGCUACUGGUCGAUGACCCGAUGGAGUUUGUGGGAAAGGCUGGGGAAAGUGGAGGAGGGAUGUACGUUGUCAAUCUGCACAGAGCGCUGGCCAAUCUGGCUCGAGCCACGCUUGAGUCUGUUGUGCAGGAGAGAUUUGGCUCCCGAUCGGCUCGCAUUUUCCGUCUGUUGCUAAGGAAACGUCACCUGGAGCAGAAGCAGGUGGAGGAUUUUGCUAUGAUUCCAGCAAAAGAGGCCAAAGACAUGCUUUACACGCUGCUGGCACAGAACCUGGUCCAGCUACAGGAAAUCCCAAAGACUCCGGACUUUGCUCCCUCUCGUACUUUCUAUCUUUACACCGUCAACCAGCUCCCCACUGCAAGAAUGCUGCUUCAGAACUGCUACAAGACAGUCGCCAACCUCAUAGAGCGACGGCUGUUUGAGUCCAGAGAGAACAAGCGUCUGCUGGAGAAAUCCCAGCGAAUUGAGGCCAUUUUGGCAUCUCUGCAGGCCAGUGGGGCCGAGCCCGAGCAGCUGACGGAGGUCGAGGAGAUGAUCACUGCUACUGAAAAGCAACAGCUGGAGGCCUUACGGCUUCAUAUCAACAAGUUGGAUUCAGCAGAGAACCAAGUAGAUGAAAGCAUCUUUCUUUUAGAGUCCUACAUCAACUCCACUGCUUCCACAAGUUGAGGGCAUUGAUUUUGUUUAGUGUAUGAAUGCUGUCACGUAUGUCUGUUUUAUAGUUUAUAUGGUUGGUUUGAUCCAGUUUUCAGUGCAGUAAAAUCUGAAUAGAGUGAUGCCUUGUUUUUAUUGCACUCUUCAGCAAAUUAAUAAAUUGAGCACGAGAAUAA